This is a messenger RNA of Cylindrotheca closterium, 2325 nucleotides long. The record is from the annotation of a GenBank genome assembly. NCBI's taxonomy places the organism in Eukaryota, Bacillariophyta, Bacillariophyceae, Bacillariales, Bacillariaceae.
AUGAUAGAUCCUGCAGAUAUUCACGACAAUACAUUUGACAAUCCAAGCUUUAAUGAUGACAACAACGAUAGUGACGAUGAGCUUGCAAAGGCUGCCAAACCAAGAGUCCUGGCAAAAAGUUUAAUACCGACUAUUACCCAAGGAUUGGAUGCCAGUGACGUGUUGGAAUGCUAUACCCUGUUGCGCAGCGUCCCUCUUCACGGAAUGGCCAAUUCUACUUUGCACAUUCAAAAGCCUGCCUUGGGAUUUCGAUAUCGACCGCUGGGCGGCACGGGGACGGCCAUGCUCACCAAGCCGGUCGAAAUCACCUUGGAAUAUGGACCUCAACGGGUGGGGACUGCUUUAGAUCGCGAUGCCACUCCACUGGCCCAAGUAAAAGAUGGGAGUGCGAUUCUGACUUGGGAUAAUGAAGCCAGAAUCUACUAUACUACCAAAAUUGUUUCAGGACGAUACAUGAGUUCCUAUUAUAUGGCCAGUAUGACAGGAACCGUUUUGGAAAAAAUGCUGGCCAAGGCUGUCGAAUUUGCCGAACAACGACGAAAGUAUCAACCCUUUUCGGUAUAUUCUCCCGAAAACGACAAACUAUUGAAAUCCUCUUCCAGUCAAGACUUUACCAGCUUUAUCUGGAGGGAAUUGGCGUCUCUUGGGGUGGAGAUUGCUCCCAUUUUGCCUCCACCCAUGUACGAACCUCGACUUUGGGCCAAAUCGGUGACCAAAAUUAGUCCAGAAGGCAAAGUCGGAUACGAUGCGGCCAUGUUUUAUUCGCAACUGUAUCAAUGCUUGACAGCCAUUGCCUUCAACGACUACACGCCGUACAUUCCCACUGCUCAGCCGUCGAUAUCGGAAGGACCCUCGAUUAUGCCUUCGAACGCGCCCACUUUGAGUCCCAGUACGUCGGAACAGCCCUCCGUGAACCCCAGUAGAUCGGACCAACCAUCUGCUUUGCCUUCCAACAACAACAACAACGACAACAACAACAAUUCCACAAGCGACGGAAGCAAUAGUGCUACACAUAAUAAUCCUCUCAACUCCACGAUUGGCGGUGAGGAAGAUAGUGGUGGUGGUGAAUCCAACGUCGACGGUGGGGAAACUGUUGUCAAUCAGGACGGGGAGGAAGAUAAUGGUGACGAUGAUGAUGGCGAUGAUGAUGAUGAUGUUGAUGGCGACGGUGAUGAUGAUGGAGACAGGCAUGACAAUGAUAUGGAUAGAGACGAAGAUGAGAACGACGUUGGCGACCUUGAUGCUGGAAACCAUACCAGGCGGAGAAGGAUGGACGAAGAACUAGAUCCAAUCACUUCUAUUGAGGAAACUAAAAAUGACGAUUUUGAGGUCAUUGAUGAAGAUGAGGAAUUGGAGGAUGUUGAGCCUAGUCUGCAACCAUCGAAUUCUGUAGCUCCGUCAAACUUCCCGUCUUCGACGCCAACAACAAUACUAAUGGAAAUCGACGACGAGGCAGCAGCACAUGCAGUAAAAGAAGCGACUAGUAAGAUGCAUGAGGCAGAAAACGCAAUGGUGGCUCAAGCCGCUAUGGAUGGCCUAUUGAGUGGAGAUGGAGAUUCAAUGGCAUUGGUGAUCACUUCCAGUUGCCUCAUGGAUCCUCAAUAUGGUAUAGCAUCGAUAGACGAAGAUGGGAACGUUACUUCUCAGGUUUACUUGUAUCGCGAUGGAUCACUUUAUUGGCAGCUCAACCUUGUGCACCCUUAUUUCACUGUCGAGAGAGUCAAGCGUCCGCUACCAAAGCCUUCGGAUCUUUCAAGCGACGGUCAAGGUGGAGAUUUUAUCGAUUGGGUCCUUGCCCUACUUGUCAUGGGGACGGUUCUGGUGGGAAUCGUAAUGAUUAUUCAUCAAAUGAACAUAAAGAUAUUGCACCGAUAUUACUACCUGCAGCGCUGGUUCUUCAAUCCAACGGAACAUGAUUACGAAGGCGAUAUGCUGGUGUCUGAUUCUGUCGAACUCGGCGAAGACGCCGUUCCAAUCACAAUGGGUGGAAAGAGAACGUUUGCAACAGCCGGAUAUCGCGGCCACUCUUCGCCUCAUGAUGACUUUGAUCUGCCUGAUAAUUUUGAUGACGAUGACAUUGCAGCAUCAACAGGUGAUGUUGAGAUGCGAGAAAUAUCACCGACAUCAUCUGGCUUGCAGCGAAUGGCAUCUGGGGAAUCAUUCGACGGUUCUAAUGACUCGGUAGAUGACUAUGCUUCGAGAUUGAUGUCGAAGCAUCCAGAUAUGGUAGAUCUCCCUACCUUAUCAUCGAAGUCCAAAGUUGCUACCCCAGUUGGAAUGGCGAACGGGAAAAGAAUAUCCGGCGACAGCUUUGACUCAGUUUAG